This is a messenger RNA of Geosmithia morbida, 246 nucleotides long. RefSeq lists its product as uncharacterized. The record is from RefSeq and is a predicted model, not a curated record. The coding region runs from base 1 to 246 and encodes 81 amino acids. The transcript has 2 exons. NCBI's taxonomy places the organism in Eukaryota, Fungi, Ascomycota, Sordariomycetes, Hypocreales, Bionectriaceae.
AUGCAGAACACCACCCGCCGUGUGCCGACGAAACUUAUUGCAACUGUCGCUACAGCAUUGGUUGCCGGGUAUGGAGUUCGGACCUAUACCAGCCAUGUCCGCGAUGCUAGAAACGCUGCUGCUGAGGCCGAGGCCCUGGAUGCUGAGAGACGUCGACGCAACGAGGCUCUCAUGGACGAAUUUGGCGCCCGGGGGAGCAUCGCGGACAUUGAGAGGGCCGUCCAGUUCUACGAGAAGAAGAACUGA